Molecule: messenger RNA, 1569 nt
Organism: Trichomonas vaginalis G3
Lineage: Eukaryota; Parabasalia; Trichomonadida; Trichomonadidae
Exons: 1
Source: RefSeq, a predicted model, not a curated record
AUGAUUAAACCACAACAACUUAAGGCACAAAACACCCAGGUCCUUCAGACCAUUACAUACGCCAUAUAUGCAUAUAAUUCAAAGACGGCAGAACAAACGCAAAGGUUGAAAUAUGGAGAUUUGGAGAUAGUAUUGAAAAAUGAACAUUUCGAAUUCGUUUGCAAAGGUGGUGCAGUGAUAUCAAAUAUAAAAGAAAUUUUAUUUAUGAAUUCAAAAAUUAAAGGAAUAACGGAUGAUAUAACAUCAAUUCCACCAGAAGAACAGAGAUAUUACGCAUUAAAUGCAUUUCCUAAAGUUUUGAAGAUUGGAAGAUUUAAUUUAAAUGAGGAAUUCAUAGAAGGUUUCCUAAACGACAUAAUGAAGAAGGCAGAUAAGGAAUAUGUGGAUAGUGAAUUAAUGAAGAAGGCAAAUUUGGUUUAUGUUGAUAGUGAGUUAAAUAAGAAGGCAGAUAAGGAAUAUGUUGAUAGUGAAUUAAAUAAGAAGGCAGAUAAAACUUAUGUGGAUAGUGAAUUAAUGAAGAAGGCAAAUUUGGUUUAUGUUGAUAGUGAGUUAAAUAAGAAGGCAGAUAAGGAAUAUGUUGAUAGUGAAUUAAAUAAGAAGGCAGAUAAAACUUAUGUGGAUAGUGAAUUAAUGAAGAAGGCAAAUUUGGUUUAUGUUGAUAGUGAGUUAAAUAAGAAGGCAGAUAAGGAAUAUGUUGAUAGUGAAUUAAAUAAGAAGGCAGAUAAAACUUAUGUGGAUGAAAAAGAUAAUGAAAUAUAUGAAAAAAUUAAAGAAAGGGUUGAAUGGUAUCAUAAAUGGACAUUGAAGACUUUUAAAUUUAAAGCUGAUACAGGGUGGGUUUCAGGAUGUUUAGAUCUUAAAGCAGAUAAAACUUAUGUUAACGAUGAGUUAAAUAAGAAGGCAGAUAAAACUUAUGUGGAUAGUGAAUUAAUGAAGAAGGCAAAUUUGGUUUAUGUUGAUAGUGAGUUAAAUAAGAAGGCAGAUAAGGAAUAUGUUGAUAGUGAAUUAAAUAAGAAGGCAGAUAAAACUUAUGUGGAUGAAAAAGAUAAUGAAAUAUAUGAAAAAAUUAAAGAAAGGGUUGAAUGGUAUCAUAAAUGGACAUUGAAGACUUUUAAAUUUAAAGCUGAUACAGGGUGGGUUUCAGGAUGUUUAGAUCUUAAAGCAGAUAAAACUUAUGUUAACGAUGAGUUAAAUAAGAAGGCAGAUAAAACUUAUGUUAACGAAAUAUACCAAAGUUUGAUAGGAACAACAAAAAAUAUUGAAACUAUUGUUGGGGAUGUUUCUAUCUAUGAAGAAAACAAAUAUUUUAGAUGGGAGUUUGUACACUCCUUAAAAAAUGGUAUACGGUAUAAACUCAUUCCGAAAAAUAACAAUGAAAUGUAUGUAGGCUAUAUAAAGAAUAAUGGUACACAAGUUAAAGUUCCAUUAGACAACAACUGCUACUUAAACUUAUAUGGAGACGAACAAAAGAAAUAUUUAAGAGUUUAUGAAAUGGUAGAUAUGACUUUGGCUGACCCAGCUCUAGCACCAUAUUAUUAUGACUAUGGAGAUGACGACAGAACACCACAU